AUACCCAAUAGCCCAAAACCCAUGACCCAAUAGCCCAAAACCCGUUACCCGUUACCCGCUAUCCGUUUCUUCCUCACCCGUUUUCCGUUCCUUCUCUUGUCCCCUAAAACCCCAUUUCUCAUUGGAUUCUCUGCAACUGAGUGAAGUAAAACAAAGCCACUGUUCCAUUUCUAAAUCCCCGGUCUUUGCUCUAUAUGAUGUCUUCAAAAACAGACGGCGCUGGAGAACCAUAGAUGUGGCAUUUCUUCUCUGAUUCUCGCCUGAGACCGCCAAGUAAUCUGAAUUCGGAUAUCGGUAUCGUGACGGGCUUGGCCGACGAGGAUACGACUCGGAUGCUUCGAUGGCUUGACCCAUCAUCUUCAAAACACGGGUUCACUGACCACAAGUGAGAGAGCGCCGUGGGCAGGGGAGGAGGCGAAACGUCUUAUCGCCCGAGCGACCUUGAAGAACGAAAUUCAAAGCCCAUAUACCCAUAUCCUCAGAAAAAUGAGGGCUCUGCAAAUGAAGGCUCCAACAUCACAGCCAUUCCCAUUUGGGCCAUUCAACUCAGCCAUGCAGAGAAGAUGGAAGAAGCCAGCAGAUACAGCGCAGACUCGCUUGGAGAACAGAACCAGAGACUCCCAACUCGACAAGCUCACAGCCAACCUCAAGAGACUCGCCACUGUGCUCCAGCUCCAACACCUCAUCUCCAAACGAAGAGGCCCACAUGUGUCCGUGCAGAUCAUGUCUCGGUGGAAGAACAUUGUGGGACUCAACGUGGACAUGGGUCAGUUACUUCGGAAAUACCCUCAUAUCUUUGAGGUUUUUACGCAUCCGGUGAAGAGGAACCAGUGCUGUAGGGUUUCCAGGCGGAUGGAGGAUUUGAUGUUGCAGGAAGAGGCUGCUGUUAAGGAAUGCGAAUUGGAGGCGGUGAGGCGGCUGAAGAAGCUUCUGAUGAUGUCAGUGAGUGGUACUCUUCGUGUUCAUGCUUUAUGGUUGAUUAGAAGGGAACUAGGUUUGCCUGAAAGCUUUAGGGAUUCUAUUAUCGCCAAGUAUUAUGAUGAUUUCAAGCUAGUAGAUUUAGAGACCGUGGAGUUGGUGGGCAGAGAUGAGGAUUUGGGGGUUGCCCAGGUUGAGAUUUGGAGGGAGAGAGAGUAUAGAGAGAAAUGGUUGAGUGAAUUUGAGACCAAAUAUGCAUUUCCGAUCAAUCUCCCAACUGGGUUUAAGAUUGAGAGUGGGUUUAGGGAGAAAUUAAAGAACUGGCAAAGGCUUCAGUAUCUGAAGCCUUAUGAGAGGAAGGAAGUUGUUCGGGUUCGGACUUGUGGAGGGAUUGAGCGGUUUGAGAAGCGGGCAGUUGGGAUUCUUCAUGAGCUUCUGAGCUUAACUACAGAGAAGAUGGUUGAGGUUGAACGAUUGUCUCACUUCUGGAGGGACUUUUGCAUGGAAGUAAAUGUGCGUGAACUCCUUCUGAAGCAUCCCGGGAUUUUCUAUAUAUCUACCAGAGGAAACACGCAAAUGGUUUUUCUCAGGGAAGCUUAUAGGAGAGGGUGCUUGAUUGAACCAAACCCAGUUUAUGUGGUUAGGAGGAAAAUGCUGGACCUUCUUUUGUUAGGAUGGAGACAUAGUAGAGAGCUUCACAUUGAGAGCAAGGAGGAGAGUGACAAUGUGGUAGGUGAUGAGGAUGUGGGAGUUCCAAGAGAUGGAGACUGGGUCAUUCCAAUUCUGGACAACUUUGAUGAUAAUCUCUGUGAGAUUAGUGAUUCAUCUGUUGAAGAACUCAAUGACUACUCUGAGAAUAAAAACAGUAGAAAUGAACACAAAUUAGAAGGAUGAAACUUAAGAUAUAUCCACGUCUUCUUGUUUCUUCUCUUCAAUGACUUUGUCUAUGAGGUCCUAUCCUGCAUGGACAUCCAGAAGGUUACCUCCAGAGUUGGGUCAGUUGGAACAAGUAAGAAUGAGGUAAGCUUGAUACAGGCAAUUUUUCUAUACCUAAGGAGUGCUGUUUCUCAUUGUGCAUGGUCCAUUUAUGCAUGAUUUUCUUUGGUUCUUAAGCUUUUAACUUGCAGUCUUUUCAUGAAGAGUACAUAAACUAUCAUCAUGAUGGUUGAAUAUAUAGUAUGAUAGUUCAGAAUGUUUGUAUUACUGACACUACACCAAUAUUUCAUUUUCUGGUGCUCAAUCUUAAUGAACUGACUUAGGUUGUAGUGAAGAAGCAUGGAAUGCCCUCAAAUGGAAUGCAUAAAUUUCAUUUUUCUUUUUCUUUUUUCUUUUUUCUUUUUUGUUUGGGUGCAUUUUAACUUAGUGAAACGUAUUAAGCUUGAUUUUGAAUGGAAAGUAUGCACGGGAGUAGUGAAACAUGUAGGAAACUUGAUGUUGUUAGUUAGUGUGAAUCUCUAUAUUUUCAUCAUGUAAAUUCCAAGCCCCAUUAGAUAGUAUGUAUUUUUUAGGAGCCAGUCCUAAUGGGCACUCUAAUUUACUUCAAAUGUAGGCUGAAGGAAAACAGUUGUGAAUCCUUUCCUUAUGGGUGAGCAUCGUAUUGUAUGUUGUGGGUGAGCCUUGUAUUGUAUGUUAUGUGUGCAUGAGUUGUAUUCCCUGUUUUUAUCGAUUUCUGCCUUUAUAAUAUAUCGUUAAUUUGCCUGUCAAAUAAAAAUCAAAUAAUAGUUAAAAAGAAAAAAAGAACAUUUUAGUCAUGUAAGUUUGCAAGUAAAAUGGUCAAAACUCAUUCAGUGUAACUGAAUUUUAAUUUAUUUGAUAUACUUUCUAGGACCUACUGGCUGAUGUUUUUAUCCUUUUUUUGGUGCUAAAUGAGAUGAUACCGAACGGGACCCUUCAGGAAAUUACAUCUGGAAGAUGUCAUUGAUGAGAUCCACCCACUGGUGGAUGAUGAUGUCAUCAUGUGUACAAAGCUGACAUCACACACAUGUGCAACCGGCCUAAGCUGAGUAUUUACUGUGAUCAUUCACUUAUACCCGAUUGUGUUUCUCUGUUAUUAAGAUGACAAAGGAAUAAAAAAUGAACUAGAGAAGGGGGAAGGGUAGGUUGGUGGUUAUUGCUGGGAGGAGGGAGACUUGCUGCACUUAAUGUCUAGGAAAUAGCGAGAGUAGUUCUAGUGGGCAUCAUCCACCAUGUCUAGAGAGAUAGUUCACUUUUACUUCCCUUCAUUUAGUAGGAAAAAAGGAAAGAAAGUUAACUUAUAGAGCAGGGGAUAAGUAAUUCAACUCAUUCUAAAGUGGAAAAAAUAUUUUAGUAGAGCAUUAUGCUUUCUAUUUGUAUUUCUUGUAAAGCAGUAAACAACUCAACUUUUUUUGCCUGUCUCUUGGUUUUUUCCUUUUUUUUUUCUUUUUUUCAGAUGCCUUUUGGUUUUCAUGUUGAUGUAAACUUCUUCUGGUUUCUAUAGAUGUUAAAGACCCUCUCUGAGCUUGUUCUAUUUGAGGACUCUGGCAACCGGUGCAGUCUUAGCAGACCAAUACUGAGCUUGAUACUUGCCAGUGAAGGAUUUUUAUACCCUUGUUGCUUCACUCCUUGUUUUAACUGAUUUUCAAAUCACAUAUGUAACAUUCUUGACAUCAUAAUUGUUAAAUUGACUUCAUAUUUGCAGUUCAAAUGUGUCACAAUCCCAAGUGAGGCAAUCAGGGGAUCAGUGAGAUUUAACACUAACCCCAAGAAUAAUGUCUGAGAUUGCUGAUGUGUUGAGGAUGGCUGUUUUUACUUGUGGGUAUAUAUGAACUGGGGACAUACCGUCAGCUUGGGACAACGUACGAGAUUUUUUAUGUUGGAUAGAGGGGAUUCAGAAAAUAUCAUCCAAAGCUUAGAAGCAAGAAGCAUUGUGAUUCAGAUGUUGAUGUUCACUGUAGAUUUAAAAUGCUUUAUAAUUUGCUAGUAUCACAUAAAUAUUGAGACUUCCACCUUUUUUAUUUCUUCGAGUCAGAAGGCCUAGGCACACCACAAGAAUGCCCUAUACCCCCCUGAGAAUCAAUCUCAAGCCUGCAGGAGGGGGUUUGUACAGGGAGCUGGAUGUGCUUGAUCUCAGAAUCCUGUGAUUGAACGAUGAUCAGUCCUCUUCAAUCUUGGAAGACCAGACUUUUGCUGACCAAAUCUCAGCACCGAGUGUAGUCUAAUCCCACUAUCAGACCUUUAACACAGGCUAGUUUUUAGGCUCAGAUUAUUGAGCAAUGUGGGUUAGGGAAUUUAUAGUGGAGAAGAUAUUCUGCUAUUAUCAUUUCAUGAGCCCCCACGGGGUGAAGAUAUUAUGCUCAAAUUCUAUAUCAAAAUCACAUAAUAUUUGAAGUUUUUAGUCCUCUAUGCGGAGCUUCAUCAGCUUGUGGAGGCUGUUCAUCUUCAGCUCAUCAGACCUUUAAUAGGCAUAAAGCACCGGAGUUGGGGGACCGUAAUUGCUUGCAGUUAAUGUAGAUUUUGAGCACGGUAACUGUGGCAGUGGGAGUGGCCGCGACAAGGUGUGGACGGAAGAGUAAAUGCACAGCUGAAGCUAAAUUAACCCUGCGGAGGAAGGGAGUUAUAACACCAAGUCAGUGAACUUAAAUUUAACUUCCAGGUGUCAUUGUACUUCACUCCAAUAAGUUGGAGAAAAUGAAAGAGAUGACUUGAGCAUUGCCAUUGCUAAAUAAUGGCCAGUAUUUAUUCAAGCCAGUCAAGUUUUGAACA
Molecule: messenger RNA, 4641 nt
Organism: Vitis vinifera (wine grape)
Lineage: Eukaryota; Viridiplantae; Streptophyta; Magnoliopsida; Vitales; Vitaceae
Product: protein ROOT PRIMORDIUM DEFECTIVE 1
Exons: 2
Coding region: 487-1812 (441 amino acids)
Molecular function (GO): RNA binding
Source: RefSeq, a predicted model, not a curated record